AACACUUCGAGAGACGUCAACACACAUCAAAAAUAUUUCGAGAUCAAUACGAAAACUGUUUACAUCUGGUGGAACAAAUUGAGCCCGAUCUUAGGGAUUGUCCCGUGAUACCAUUGUCCAGAUCCUGAACAAGGAUAACGAUGGACCGAAGCAGGCGUCUGUCGAGCGAAAGUUCUUCCUCCGAACCGAUUGCACCGAUCAACUUUGCCACCGAUAAGUUUCCGUGUUGUAUCGUAUGGACACCGAUUCCGGUGCUGACAUGGUUCUUCCCGUUCAUUGGCCAUAUGGGCAUUGCCAUGUCCAAUGGGGUGAUACGUGACUUUGCCGGGCCGUACUUUGUGUCCGAGGACAACAUGGGUUUCGGGCGACCGACCCGAUACCUCCAGCUGGAUCCGGGAUUUGUGAACGGAGGAAUAGUGGAAUGGGACGAGUGCGUCUCGAAGGCAUCGGUGGUCUACGGAACGCGCAUGCAUAAUCUGUUCUGCGACAAUUGCCACUCGCACGUCGGCAUGGCCCUCUCGUUGAUGAAGUACAAGCAGUAUACCAACUGGAACAUGGUGGUGUUGGCGUUCUGGAUGUUCUUCGCUGGAAAGUACGUCGGCAUCAAGGGUCUGCUUAAGACAUGGACCCCGUUUUUGGUGGUUCUGGUCACUUGUACGCUGGUGGCCGUCUAUCUGAAAUAGACUCCCAGUCGAGACUGACAUUCAACAGGUCGCGCUACAGGAUAAAAGGCGUUCCAGCUAUGGCUAUUCUCCGAGCGGCGAAUUUACGCUAUCCAUAACUGAAUGUGAAGUAUGAAAACAUAUGUAUUUAUUUUUAAUUUAUGUACUAAUUAUUAAAUAGCUAUACUAAUACAGA
Aedes albopictus (Asian tiger mosquito) is the source of this 858-nucleotide messenger RNA. Its product is annotated as transmembrane protein 222-like. The transcript has a single exon. The record is from RefSeq and is a predicted model, not a curated record. Bases 141 to 683 code for a protein of 180 amino acids. NCBI's taxonomy places the organism in Eukaryota, Metazoa, Arthropoda, Insecta, Diptera, Culicidae.